ACCACUACGGCAGGCUUUGAAAAUGUUCAACAUAAAUAAUUAAAACAAGAAAACUGAACGAACCUUGUACAUAACUUUUGGUUUAGCUUCCCUGGAGCGUUGUAACCUAACCAAACCGACCAAAACUCUUAGCCAAGGUAUAAUAAAUCAUGAAAAACCUAACCAAAAAAAUCUCAGUGGGAUAUAACAUAAAUGAAAUAUUUUACCUAACAAACUUACUUCGAUUUACGCACAUACGAGUAAUACAACUCGGAGAAAAUACAAUGUAUAAUGUGAAAGAUUAUGUAUAAAGAAACUAUUAUGUACUGAAAACUUAAGUGAAAGUGUUGGAUAUUAAUGGUGUUCUUUGUUACAGGAUAGUCGGCGUUAACGCCGGCCUGGCAUGACGCGAACAACUCGGCCCUCCUCGCCCCUACACCUCUACUUACCCCUCUACGAUCCAACCUUGAACUUACUCGCAACACUCCUCUCCCUCUCCCUCCUCCUUCCAACCAACACACAAAUGAUUUCCCCAAACAUAACACUCGCCAACAAAACAAAAGAUAUCUCAAAUGAAAUUAUUCCUAAUUAUACAAAUGUAGAAGAAUUUACGAUAACCCCAGAAACUAAUGAUGAUAACGAGCUUAUUAAUAAUGUAAGUAGCAUAAAUUACCAAACACUUAUCGACAGGUUUCGAAGAAAAAAUGAUAGCACUACAGCGAUCACAACACUAGCUAAUAAAACAGUAGACAUCGAUGACGAAUACCAAAUAUAUCUUGAGCUAGAAGAUGACAAUCACACAGAUGGGCUCGAUAACAACUCAAUGGAGAAACUCCGAGUAGACGAUGCGACCAGAACAAAAAUAUUCAACGACUUUUCGAAAACAGUAAAAAUUUACAAGAACUUAUCGAAAAUUCCCGUUGAUAAAAAUGUCAGGACAACCGAUAGUGUCGAUAUGAAAACUAUGGCAGAUCGCAAAGAUGUAAAGAGGGUUUCGAAUGGAUCAUUAGGAUUCCCCACACGAGUUCCCACAUCCUAUCAUGUUCCUUCAAUUACCGAUGUUCAACAUACGCCCCGGCCAGGAUUUAUCGAAGAUUUACCUAAAACCAAGUCAAACCGUAUCGUCUCCAUCCUGGGUCUGUUCGAGCUGUCGGUGGGUGACUUGCCGCGAGCUGACGGUGUGUCGGAGCUGGCUGCUGCCAAACUCGCUGUGGACCACGUCAACAAGAGAGGUCUACUACCUGGAUAUAAGUUGCAUCUCAUCACUAACGAUACUAAGUGUGACCCUGGCGUGGGUGUGGACCGGUUCUUCCACGCGCUGUACACGGAGCGAGAGUCACGCAUGGUGAUGCUGCUCGGCACCGCCUGCUCCGAGGUUACCGAGAGCAUCGCCAAGAUCGUGCCCUACUGGAAUAUUGUGCAGGUGUCGUUCGGGUCGACAUCCCCAGCGCUGAGUGACCGCACCGAGUUCCCGCUGUUCUGCCGCACCGUGGCGCCAGACUCCUCGCACAACCCCGCCAGGAUCGCCUUCAUCAGACAAUUCGGCUGGGACACAGUGACAGCCUUCUCCCAGAAUGAAGAGAUAUACUCCUUAGCUGUCAACGAGCUGGUGACACAACUAGAGGCAGCCAACAUCACGUGUGCAGCCAGCAUCACCUUCGCGGAGUCAGACUUUAAGGAACAGCUCCAACAACUCAAGGAGUUGGACACCCGCAUCAUCAUCGGCAGUUUCUCGCAAGAAAUGAUCCCAAAGAUAUUCUGUGAGGCGUUCAGACUGGGCAUGUUCGGCGCGGAGUACGCGUGGCUGGUGUCGGGCAUGCCGCCGCGGAUCAGGGGCGCGCCGCCGUGCUCGCGGCCGCAGCUGGCGCGCGCGCUGGAGGGACUCGUCACUGUCACCGCUCACAGAGGGAUCGUGGGGGAUGCUGCUUCCUUUUCUGGAUUGGUGAGUGGAGUGAAGAGGUUUAUUUCUGUAAUCUUAGUAGUUAGUGUCUUGUCAUCUGAUGGUUGGCUUAACACGAUUCAUUGCGGGGCCCUAGAAACAUCUAAAAAGGAAGAUAUGCAUCUUUGGAAGAAGUACGCUGUUAUUAUACAUUCACUGAUAUCAUAUUUUCAGACAAACGAAAUGUUCUACCGAGAAAUGGAAGCGGCUGGAGUCGCGGUCUCCCCUUUCGCCCCGCAGACCUAUGACGCUGUAUGGGCAAUAGCAUUGGCCCUAAGCAAAGCAGAACAACUCUGGAGGUCUGGUAACAGGAAGAACAACGGGACAAACAACACGAAAUACGGACUCAGCCAUUUUGAUUACGAUAGGCAAGAUAUGGCGAAAGAGUUCCUAGACCAGCUCGCGAAUCUCAGCUUUGUUGGAGUAUCGGGUCCCGUUUCGUUCAAUGGAGCAGAUAGAAUAGGCACAUCUGCGUUCUAUCAAAUCCAAGGAGGAAGACCGAAGACGGUGGCAUUAUACACACAUGGCAGAGAGAUGUCGUGUGCAGACUGCGCGCGGCCGCAGUGGGCGGGCGGGAUCCCAGCAGCGCGUCGAGUGCUGGUGCUCAGGGUGGACUCCGUGUGGGCGCCGGCCAGACUGGCCGUGGCGACCCUUGCGGCUGCAGGCGUGGCACUGGCAUUAGCGUUCUUGGUGUUUAACUUACAUUAUAGUAAGCGGAGGUCAAUAAAGCUAUCAUCACCUCGUCUAAACAACAUGACGUUAAUCGGCUGUGUGUUGGUGUACACCGCUGUAGCCUUGCUGGGAGUCGACAACGCGACCCUGCCGUCCUACGUGCCCUUCUCCGCUAUGUGCACCGGUAGGGUUUACAUCCUCUCCGCUGGAUUUUCCCUGGCCUUUGGAUCCAUGUUCGCCAAAACCUAUCGAGUACACAGGAUAUUUAUAAGCAACCGCAGUGGAGUUUGCAAGACCAAGCUCUUACAAGACACUCCUCUGAUCUCCCUCGUCUGUGCCCUUCUCGUUAUUGAUGGUAUGAUAGUCACACUGUGGGCCAUGCUGGACCCCAUGGAACGACAUUUGAAGAACUUGACCACGGAGAUCAGCGCUACUGAUAGGAGCGUGAUUUAUCAGCCACAGAUUGAAGUCUGCAAAUCGCAAAACACAACUGGCUGGCUUUGCGCUCUCUACGCCUACAAGGGUCUACUUCUCAUCGUCGGCGUGUACAUGGCUUGGGAGACCAGGAACGUCAAAAUUUCCGCCCUAAACGACUCAAAAUACAUCGGCAUCAGUGUAUACUCCGUAGUCAUCACAAGUGCUAGUGUGGUAGUGAUCGGUACCAUUAUCUCCGAGAGAGCCACACUAGCGUACAUCUCUAUAACUAGUCUUAUUCUUAUAACAACGACUUCUACAUUGUGUUUGCUGUUUUUGCCGAAGAUUGUCGCUAUUAGGAGUAACGCCGAGGAAGACCCCGUAAUACAAAGCAUGGGUCUAAGAUUAGAAUGUAAGACUCGAAGAUUCGUGACGGACGAAACGCAAGAACUGCACUUCAGAAUAGAAAUACAGAACAGAGUGUAUAAGAGGGAAGUCGCAGCGCUGGACAAGGAAAUAGGAAGACUGGAGAAACUGUUGGCGGAACCCUUGGACUCAGGCACGGGGUCCGAUGCGUCCCUACCUUUACACAAACGGACGGAACUAAACACGGUGGAUGAAGAGGGUUUAAUCCACGCGGAUUUAGACCGCCGCACCCCAAGCAUCAGCGGUGGACUGCCCAUGUUACUCCUCUCCGUCCUACCGCCCGUCAUUCCUCGUGCCAGCUGGCCAUCAACAGACGCCUUCAGAGGCAGAAACUCAGUCAGUUUCAGUUCCCAACCAAAACUCAACUACAGGAAGUCUCAACCAGCGAUAGACCUAUACAACCUCUGUCUAAACAAACGAGAAGAACAUACAGGAUUCCUCAGCAGAAUCAAAAGCUUCUUCGGCAGUAGACCGUCAAGCAGGAAAGCCUCAACAAUGUCGAUAGCGGACCCUACUGGUCAAAGUAUAGCGGCAGCUUUAAAAAUGCACGUCGGUAUGAUAGCGGGACUAGUUCCCGGCAAUAGAAAACACUCCAUGGUUUUAUCAUGCAACACACUUCACGUUCCUCACCCAGAACUAAAACUAAGAAGAGAAUCGUACGCCAAGAGUGGUCCUAUUAUCCGCGUGACUGACGACGAACCGUCCUGUUCCUACGAUCCGGACAUUCCAAGGCAGCCACCGCAGAAGUAUAUUGCGGAACCUGAGACCAAAGUAAACUUCGUACUGCCAGCUACUCAUAAAAAGGCAGUUUCACACGAGAGCUCCUGCGAAAGGAUUAAAGGCUCACCCCGUUUCCCUCAUAAAAUAGCUCCAUCUGCUGCAAAUAGUUUGACAACUUUAGAUACGCGAAGAAAAACAAGUGCCGAUAGCGUAUUCAAUAUUACUAAUAGGGUUUUUGAAGAGCAGCGAAGGUACAGUCAUCAGAAUGUCAACCAAGACGUUAAGAGCAAGUCUGUUUUGGAGAGUAGGUGGAAGUCUACUGAGGAUGCAAGACCCGGUCCUUCGUCACGAAAUUAGAUUCAACAAAAAACGGUAUUAUCGCAUGCCAAAUUUUUCAAGGUUUUUGUAGAUGUUUGUAUAUUUUAUACUUGAUUUAAUGGCACUAUUGGAAUUACAAACGCUAAGAGAAACUGUUGAAGUCUAUAGCCAAAUGUUUUUUAUCGAAGAUAACUCUGCUCAUUGUAAGAUAUUUAGUUCUAAUACAUAAUAAAUAUAUGCUAUACUGAAUUAGUUGUAUUUAGGUAAAUAAGAUUACUUAUUGUGUAAUAUAACAUAGAUUUUGUUUUUGAACUAAUGAUCAUUCCUAUCAGUGUAGUUUGAAUUUAUCCUAAACAACUGGCAUAAUGAAUGUCGUGUAUAUAACGUCAAUUAUUUUCUUUAACUGAAAACAUUAAUAUGAACCUUGUAACAAUGAAACUGAACUCUCCAUUCCGACACCCCAUAACUUUCAGUGAUUAUCCCUUAAAUCGUCACUGUAAAUAAAUACUAAAAAAAUAAGUUUAAGUAUUGUAUCCAACAAAAUGACGACUUCUUAUCAUAAAACUAUAUCAACAUAAGUGUGUAAUUAGACUCAUUACUGUAUAUUAUGUGUAGAUAUCGACUUGUACAAUAUAAUGAAAAAGGGAUUGCAACACCAAAGAGUAGCAUUUAGUUUGACUCGGGCGGUAGAAACGCUUGGAGUAUUAAACUUGAUUUAGAAAAUGCGAGAAAUCAGAAAUCAAGAAAGUUGCGUUACAUUGCCGAGUCACGCUGCUAUAGAAUCAUAAGCAAAGAAUAAUUGGCGGCAAUGUAUAACAACUUGCAAGAUACGCUCGCAUCGUCUGCAUCAAGCUUUUUGGUCUUUAUGGCCGAUAUUUAAGUGCCAAAUGGCUGUCUCGUGGCCUUUUAAAUAUUGACAAUUGAAGAAUAACUCCUUGAUUUUUAUAAAAUUGUUCAUUUAGGCAUCCAUUUCGAACAAAUUAGAACAAUGAUGUAUAUACUAAAAGAAAUAUCCUCGCAAGGAAUGCUAUCCUUGUGACGUGGGGUAUUUCACAAACAUUUAAGUCACAUGCACAAAGUCACCCAGACAUAGGCCAAACAUUCGCGGAUCACACAACGUUUGUCCUACGAGGGCGAAACGUGCGACGCCGCGACGUAGUUUAGCAUGGUGACCUUUACCAUUGCGCUAUCCGUGUAGUCAAAACACCUAAGUCUGGUAUAGACUGAAUAUUGAAGCUAAAAAAACACGGAAUUGACCUUACAGAAGAAAAUCAAUGUUUAAAAGACCACAAGGCUAUUUUAACCAAGUAUUAUCUUAUACUAUUUUGUAAAUAUUCAAUUUUAUAUGUGUGAACAUCUGUGUUACUAAUCUUAGUGCAUUUUGUAGGAAAAUAUAGAAGAAAUUAACUUACCUAUACUAAAAUAUUAUACCUAAGGUGAUAAGUAAAAGCAUCCUACGUGUAAAUAACUUUUAAGAAUAGUCGUUUUUAACAAUGUCGUUGAUUUCACUAUAUCUUAUUUAUUAUAACAACCAUGUCAAUGAAAUUAUUUCUUUAUGUUUAAUCGUGUGUUAAUUAACUUUUGAUAACUAAUACGUAAAUGUAAUAAAAAUUGGAUGAUAAUAGUCAGCCAUAAUGAAUUAAUUAUUGCCGUAAUCUUUUUUUAAAUAUACGUUUUGAGGAUUGGCUAAGGUAAGCAGUGUACAGCCAGAAUAUAAAAAUAUUGUUUUCGGUCAGAUAACCCAACGUUUAUGAUCUUGAAAUUGUGUUAAUUAAUUAGGGUUAUAGCCCAACUCUAAUAUAAAACUUACGUAGUCCUCAUUAUAAGCAAUACUUUAGAAAUAUUUGAAAGACUUGCUGAAGUCCAAAGACACUUUAUUUUUAGAAAAAAGUGUACUCUAGUACUUGCCCUUGUAUUUAGGGACGGUCCCAAAGUGUUCAAUUGUUUAUAAAGGGAUCUUAUGUGUGUACCUAUAAGUAGAUAUAGAUUGUAAUUUGUGUGAAUAUAUGUAAUAAAAUUAUUGGUUUUAAACUUUAAAAGCAUCUUUAUUUCAUCUAACUUCUUGUACCUACGUAGUUUUUAUCAGUAGGAGUUAAAUAUUUUAUAUCGUGUAUGUAUCUGGUUUCUUAGUCGAGCAUUUAAAUGGACAUGGUUCCAACAAAUGGGGAAC
This is a messenger RNA of Trichoplusia ni (cabbage looper), 6638 nucleotides long. It is a transcript of the gene GABA-B-R3, whose product is annotated as gamma-aminobutyric acid type B receptor subunit 2. Gene Ontology annotation, cellular component: membrane; G protein-coupled receptor heterodimeric complex. Gene Ontology annotation, biological process: gamma-aminobutyric acid signaling pathway; G protein-coupled receptor signaling pathway. The record is from RefSeq and is a predicted model, not a curated record. Gene Ontology annotation, molecular function: G protein-coupled GABA receptor activity. The transcript is spliced from 16 exons. The coding region runs from base 383 to 4507 and encodes 1374 amino acids. Lineage: Eukaryota; Metazoa; Arthropoda; Insecta; Lepidoptera; Noctuidae.